AUGCACUCUUUUGUUUCUAAUUAUUUUUAUGGACCAGAAUUAUGGUCUUCUUUUCUUCUCAUGUGUGGUGUGAUUAUAGGGAAUCAACUGGAGUUAGGAGCAUCGUCCCAGCUUGACUUGGAAGCAAAUGCUAUACUCAAUAGUGGAUGGUGGGAAUUGUACGACAAUAUCUCCAAUCGCUGUAUGUGGAAUGGUAUAGUUUGCAACGACGCUGGAAGCAUAACAAAAAUCCAAUCCCGGGAAUCAAAGAGAGUGGUUGAAUUUGAAAAACUCAACCUCUCAGCUUUCCAUAAUUUAGAAAAGCUUGAUCUCUUGGGAAUUGGAAUACGAGGGACUAUCCCACCAGAAAUUGGUAGUCUGUGCAAACUCACUUAUCUCGAUUUGUCCAACAAUCAACUAAUAGGUGAGAUACCACCUUCACUAGGAAAUCUUAGGCAGUUACAUACCCUAAUCCUCGCUCGCAAUGACAUUAAUGGCUCCAUUCCUCACGAGUUGGGGUUCCUCAAAAAUCUUGUUACACUUGAUCUAUCUAAUAACAUGAUAAGUGGGAACUUGCCUAUUUCGCUUACGAAUCUCACUCGACUAGAAAAGCUUGAUAUUUCCAGCAAUCUACUAGUAGGUUCCAUCCUUUCUAAUUUAGAUCAAUUAACCAACUUGCAAGAGUUGAGGCUAAAUCGUAACUCCAUCAGUGGGAACAUAGUACACUUGUUAGCUGAAAGCCCUGCGAUGCUAACCGCUAUUGACCUCAGUUACAAUGACAUUAGUGGCGAAAUACCAUCACAGAUUGGAUAUUUUCCAAACUUAACCAUUUUGGAUCUAAGUUUCAAUAAUCUCACAGGAAUGGUUCCCCGAAGUCUCAUUCAUGUUCAUUUCGUGGUGGACAUGUCCUAUAAUUAUUUGAAGGGUCCAAUUCCAGAUGGCUUCAGCCCUUAUGCGCUAAUAGGCAACAUUGAUGUAUGUAGCGACAAUUCGCAUUAUCAACGGGCAUUCAAAUUUCAACCUUGUUCAUCUUACAGCAAAACAAGCAUGAAAGUAAAACAAUAUCUAGUCAUAGUUAUUCCCAUCAUUAUUUUGCUAAUCGCCGCCCUCUUACUGCUUGUGUAUCUGAAACUGCGUAAAGGUGCAACAAAGAACAAACAUGCAAACACAGCAGCAACUAAGAACGGGGAUUUCUUCUGUAUAUGGAAUUAUGAUGGAAGCAUUGCAUAUGAAGACUUAAUUAGAGCUACAGAGGACUUUGACAUGAAAUUUUGCAUUGGAACAGGAGGGUAUGGGAGUGUUUACAAGGCACAAUUGCCUAGUGGCAAGGUUGUUGCCUUGAAAAAACUCCAUGGUUUUGAAGCAGAGGUGCCGGCUUUUGAUGAGAGUUUCAGAAAUGAAGCGAGAAUCUUAUCAGAAAUAAAGCACCGACAUAUUGUGAAGCUUUAUGGAUUCUGCUUGCACAAAAGUAUCAUGUUUUUGAUAUAUGAGUACAUGGAGAAUGGAAGCUUGUUUUCUGUGCUGUAUGAUGAUGUUGAAGCAAUGGAAUUGGAUUGGAGAAAGAGGGUUAACAUUGUUAAAGGCAUUGCAAAUGCUCUUUCAUAUCUUCAUCAUCAUUGUUCCCCUCCAAUAGUACAUAGAGACAUAAGUAGCAGCAAUGUUUUACUGAAUUCAGAGUGGCAACCCCGUGUUUCUGACUUUGGCACAGCCAGACUCCUCCAACAUGAGUCAUCCUAUCGAACUAUAGUUGCUGGAACCAUUGGAUAUAUAGCUCCAGAGCUUGCCUAUACUAUGGUUGUGAAUGAAAAAUGUGAUGUCUAUAGCUUUGGAAUGGUGGCACUUGAAACUUUAGUGGGAAGGCAUCCUAAGGAAAUACUGUCAUCACUUCAAUCAGCAUCUACUAAUGCCAUCACAUUAUGUGAAGUACUGGAUCAACGCCUUCCACAUCCAGAUAUGGCAGUUUUACUUGACGUAGUUCGUGUUACCAUAAUAGCAUUUGCAUGCUUAAAUCCCAAUCCUUGCUCUCGGCCAACAAUGAACUACGUGUCUCAAUGUUUUCCAACUCAGCCAAAACCAUUAAGCAUUCCUUUGGGUAAAAUUUCAUUGCAGCAGCUCAUGAAUGAAGAGUUCAAGAAUUAUUUAUAG
Gastrolobium bilobum is the source of this 2124-nucleotide messenger RNA. Its product is annotated as MDIS1-interacting receptor like kinase 2-like. The transcript is spliced from 2 exons. The record is from RefSeq and is a predicted model, not a curated record. Lineage: Eukaryota; Viridiplantae; Streptophyta; Magnoliopsida; Fabales; Fabaceae. The coding region runs from base 1 to 2124 and encodes 707 amino acids. Gene Ontology annotation, biological process: protein phosphorylation. Gene Ontology annotation, molecular function: protein kinase activity; ATP binding; protein binding.